AUUAUUGUAAAAUGAAUAUACUUAUGAGAUCACACUUUUCUUGCAAGUCAAAAGGGAAAGGGAAAUCCCAAUAAGACGAAAAUGAACACCAAUGCGUUACCUCUAAGAAACUUCAGAAAAUUUAUAAUUAUUAUCACAUCGUCACCACUCAGAUUCCCAAACUUCCAUGCACUGCUUCGUUCACAUUCAUUUUUCUUCUCUUUUUUACAUUUGUAAAGCUUCAACAGCAACAUAAUGGUGGUGGUGAAAUCCUCAAAGCCAAACCGUAAACAUUUCAUGCUCUAUUGUUUCAUAUCAAUCUUCUUCCUCUGCAUACUAGCCUCCAUAAACGAACUUCGAUUCGACAACCUCGUAAGUUUCGGUCGAUGCUCUCUCUCAAACUCUUCUUCCAUUUCAAACAAACAACAACAAGAAAUCAGAAUCCUCAUCGGAAUUCUCACACUCCCCGACCAAUACCUCCGACGCCACUUCCUCCGUCUCGUAUACGGAACACAAAAUCCCGAAGGCGCAAAAAUCGACGUAAAAUUCGUCUUCUGCAACCUCACAAAAGAAGAACAAAAAACCACAAUCGCCUUAGAAAUCAUGCGUUACAACGACAUCAUAAUUCUGAACUGUACAGAAAACAUGAACAAAGGGAAAACCUCAACAUUCUUCACGACUCUCCCUUCGAUUUUCAACGAAACAGUAAAAGGACCAAAUUACCCUCCCUACCAUUACGUUAUGAAAGCUGACGACGACACUUACGUGAGGCUCAAUAGUUUAGUGAAAUCAUUAAAACCGUUACCGAGCGAGGAUUUAUACUAUGGUUUCGUGAUACCGUGUGGAAGCAUGGACCCUUUUAAACACUAUAUGUCUGGGAUGGGGUUUUUAGUGUCUUGGGAUAUUGUUGAGUGGAUUCACGGUUCUGAUAUUCCGAAGAAACACGUGGAGGGUCCAGAAGAUAAGGUGUUUGGAGAUUGGAUGAGGUGGGGUCGUAGAGGAUUAAAUAGGUAUAAUGCUAAAUGGGCUAUGUAUAAUUAUCCUGAUCCACCUUCGGUUUGUAGUCAUGACCUUGUGCAUGAUACAAUUGCGGUUCAUUUGUUGAAGAAUCAAGAGAAAUGGGUCAAGACACUUAACUUUUUCAACCACACUGCUCCUUUGAUGCAAUCCAACUUGUAUCAACAUCUAUCUUAGCUUGAUUAGUCUUUUUUUUUUAUUUACCUAAUCUUUGCUAUUCAACAUUAUUUUAGUUUAUUUUUUCAUAUAUGAUGAAAUAAUACCACAAAGGUUUUACAUAGCAGUUGUGCUGUAGCGAUUCUUGAUAUUGGAGAGAAUUAAUCGCAGCUGAUUCAGUCGCAAUUGUUGGUUUAUUAAAGUUUUGGCAAUAUAAUAUACUGUUAUUUUGCGGCUUAA
Cicer arietinum (chickpea) is the source of this 1392-nucleotide messenger RNA. Its product is annotated as beta-1,3-galactosyltransferase pvg3. NCBI's taxonomy places the organism in Eukaryota, Viridiplantae, Streptophyta, Magnoliopsida, Fabales, Fabaceae. Gene Ontology annotation, cellular component: membrane. Gene Ontology annotation, molecular function: hexosyltransferase activity. The record is from RefSeq and is a predicted model, not a curated record.